AGGCGCCAGGGCGGGGGUCUGCGGGCGUGGCACGCUGCGCGGCCUUCCGCGAUCCUCCCGGAGCCCGGUGGGAGCGCGCCGGACACGAACUCAAGCGCAACCGCGGGCGUGCCACCCAACCCGGCCUCGCCUCGCCUCACGCUCGACGGGGAAGGCGGAACCAAUCAGCGAGCGACGUUUCCCUUCCGAUUCCAGGCCCCCGACGCGGUGCUCACACCCCGGGCUCCCCGUUCGCUGAUUGGUUGCGCGUGCCGCCGGUCGGGCCGGAGGCGGGAGGCGGCGGCCCGCGCCUGCCCGCGCCCCGCUCGGCCCCCGGCCCUGCCCGCGGCGCCCGGCCUCCUUCCGUCCCUGCCGUGCUCCCUCCGUCUUCCGUGCGCGCCCGCUCGGCCGGCGUGCCUCACGCCUAACGGGCGGCCGCGGGCGCCAAUCAGCGGGCGGCAGGGUGCCAGCCCGGGGCUGCGCCGGCGAAUCGGCGGGGCCCGCGGCUCGGGGAGGGAGGCGGGGCUACCGCGCGCGGCGGUGGAGGAGCAGCUCGCUCGCCUGCAGCUCGCGAGCGCUGAGCGAGCCGCCCGAAGGGUAGAUUUACCAGGCUGUUUCUGAGUGUGGAUUGUUACCCUUGGUAAGAAAAUGUCGUCCAUCUUGCCAUUCACUCCGCCAGUGGUGAAGAGACUUCUGGGAUGGAAAAAAUCAGCCGGUGGGUCUGGAGGAGCAGGUGGUGGAGAACAGAAUGGACAGGAAGAAAAGUGGUGUGAAAAAGCAGUGAAAAGUCUGGUGAAAAAGCUAAAGAAAACAGGACGAUUAGAUGAGCUUGAGAAAGCCAUCACCACUCAGAAUUGCAAUACUAAGUGUGUCACCAUACCAAGGUCUCUUGAUGGUCGUCUUCAGGUGUCUCAUCGGAAAGGGCUGCCACAUGUUAUAUAUUGCCGGCUGUGGCGCUGGCCAGACCUUCACAGCCAUCAUGAGCUCAAGGCGAUCGAGAACUGCGAAUACGCUUUCAGUCUGAAAAAAGAUGAAGUGUGUGUGAACCCUUACCACUACCAGAGGGUGGAGACACCAGUCUUGCCUCCAGUCUUGGUGCCUCGGCACACAGAGAUUCUAACAGAACUGCCGCCUCUGGAUGACUAUACCCACUCCAUUCCAGAAAACACAAAUUUCCCAGCAGGAAUUGAGCCACAGAGUAAUUACAUCCCAGAAACACCACCACCUGGAUAUAUCAGUGAAGAUGGAGAAACUAGUGACCAACAGUUGAACCAAAGUAUGGACACAGGCUCUCCGGCUGAACUGUCUCCUACCACUCUCUCCCCUGUCAAUCACAGCUUGGAUUUGCAGCCAGUUACUUAUUCAGAACCUGCAUUUUGGUGUUCAAUCGCAUAUUAUGAACUAAACCAGAGGGUUGGAGAGACCUUCCAUGCGUCACAGCCCUCACUCACUGUAGACGGCUUUACAGAUCCAUCGAACUCGGAGAGGUUCUGCUUAGGUUUGCUCUCCAACGUUAACAGAAACGCUACUGUAGAAAUGACCAGAAGGCAUAUAGGAAGGGGAGUGCGCUUGUAUUACAUAGGUGGGGAAGUGUUUGCCGAGUGCCUAAGUGAUAGUGCGAUCUUUGUGCAGAGCCCCAACUGUAACCAGAGAUACGGCUGGCACCCCGCGACAGUGUGCAAAAUCCCACCAGGCUGUAACCUGAAGAUCUUCAACAACCAAGAAUUUGCUGCUCUUCUGGCUCAGUCUGUUAACCAGGGUUUUGAGGCCGUUUAUCAGCUGACUCGAAUGUGCACCAUAAGAAUGAGCUUCGUGAAGGGGUGGGGAGCAGAAUACCGGAGGCAGACAGUAACAAGUACUCCUUGCUGGAUUGAACUUCAUCUGAAUGGCCCCCUGCAGUGGUUGGACAAAGUAUUAACUCAGAUGGGAUCCCCGUCAGUGCGAUGCUCAAGCAUGUCCUAAAGUCCGUCAGCAGUGGAGCUCAUUGGAAGACUUAACGUACCAACUCCUCCGCCACAGUACUCGUGUGUGAUCCCGUGGACUGUGCUAGUCAAAACCCAGAGCGAAAACAGCACUUGAGGUCUCAUCAGUUAAAGCACCUUGUGGAGUCUGUUUCCUACAUUUGAAUUUUAGAUGGGAAAUUAGUGUCUAGAAAUGCCCUCCCCAGAGGGGACAAAGAAGACUUAAAGACUUAAUGAUGUCUCGUUGGGCAUAAGACAGUGUCCCAAAGGUUAUUAAUACCAGUAGUAGUUGUGUACAGUAAUGUGUCCAGACCCAGUAUUGCAGUGCUCUGCUGUUUGUAUACCUUCUUAGUGUGCAUAAAUGAGGUGUGUGCUGCUGCUUGGUCUAGGCAAGCCUUUAUAAAAUUACAGUACCUAAUCUGUUAUUCCCACUUCUCCGUUAUUUUUGUGUCUUUUUUAAUAUAUAAUAUAUAUAUCGAGAUUUUCAAAUUAUCAUUUAGAAGCAGAUUUUCCUUGUAGAAACUAAUUUUUCUGCCUUUUACCAAAAAUAAACUCGUGGGGGAAGAAAAGUGGAUUAACUUGGAAGUCCUUGACCUUAAUGUGUCCAGUGGGUCUUAGCAUUCUUUCUGUGAUCAUUUUCUGCUGAAUUGCAUUAGAAGGAAACCUUGUUGGAAACUUCCAGGCUCUUUGUGCCAUUUCUGUUCUGAUUCAAAGCAGUGCAGCAUGAUGUCAUUGUGGUAAAUAGUUGCACUGAUGGCUUCUGGGUUAGUUACUUCUGAGUCCAGUAAAGGAUUGUGUGAGCAGUAAGUCCUUUUGUCUUCUAACCAGACUUCAGCAGAUGAUAACCAGUUGUUCCAUUGAUUAACUUUUGUCUCAAACGUGCACAGGUGACAGUAUAAUUAUUUUCAGGGCUAUUCUAGAAUCAUCUCAGUAUGUUUCCUUCUUCCAACGCCAGUCUGAUAAUAAAGUAUCUUUCUGUAAAGGCAGUCAGCUUUUGGCGUCAUCUCACUUUACUACAGGUUGUCACAGAAGAGACCUUUGUUAGCUGAUGCUGAAGUGUCAUCAGCAGAUAGGGCCAUCUGUUCCUAAAGUGUAUCGUCUGUAAUUUAUAAUAAAUAGAAUGUUAUAUUGCCUAGUUUCAAAAUUUUAAAUAUUGUGAGCUAAGCCGUUCAGCAAGAUUUCUAGCCCGCAGUUAGCAGUGGACUUCACUCUUCUUGACUAAUCCUGGGUGUGUGGUUUACUGACCUUUCUGCUCUGCAAAAAGGUGAUCCCAGCUGUCCUGUUGGCCCUUUGCUCUGCAGCACACAGCAGUCACGUCCAGUGCUGAUUCCUUUGUUUGCAACUCCGUACAAAUGGAAAAUACUUCCCAAUCUCCUCUUUGUAAACUUUCAUGUUUUUGCAGACAAAUAACUUUGGUACUUACUCUCUGUGACCAUACUCUCAUGUAUGUACAGUAAUCAUUUUUGAUGCUUUUCAACAUUUGGUUUUCUACUUGAUAUUUCUCAUUUUCCUAUAUUUGUGUCUGUAUGUUCUGUGUUGUAAAUUUGGUAGAGUAAUUUUUUAUUCAAAUAUUUAUUGUUCACCUGUUAAUGUGCCAUGAACUCCCUUAACCUUUGGGUGAAGGUGAACAAGAGAGCUGUAGUUCUGCCUUGCUAAGAUAGCACUGCUCUCACACAUACUGCAGUGUCUGCAUAGGGGUAAACAGGGUAUGUUUAGAGCAUGGCAGGGAGGAUGCUAUUGAUAGGACAAUGGGAAGGCAUCUGAGCGAGCGGUGCUUAAGCUAACACCUGAUAGAAGGAGAAAGUGCUAUGAAGAGUCAAGGUCAGUUUAACUCUGCUGGGACAGCAUCUAACCCAGAGGCUCAGGCUCUGAGACGCACCGUCAGGUAUCAUAACUGCACAUACCCACACGUGAGGAUGACAGUGGUGGUUCUGUGUAGAAUCUGUUGAAGGUGGGACUGCCUUGUGAUAGGCUGCUUCUGUCAUCUCCCUGUCAUCUCUUCCUUUGUUGUGCAACUUUCUCACACCAAGUCAGUGCUAAUUUAACAACUCCCUUUAUGUAAAUGCUCACCAGUCUGGAGGCCAAUGCUUCAAGCUUCUGGACUUGUUGGUGCACAUGAUUAUCACCGUGUCCCUCCUGGUGUCUGUCUGUCUCAUGAUAGGUAGGACACGUAUCAUGGGCAUUAUUGCUGCAGAGCCUGCUGGAGGCCGUCAUUAUACGGAAAGUGCCCCUCACUGGAACCUUUGACAGACUGCAAAACGAGCUGUCGGGACAGGUCUGGGGGCAGAGCACAGCUCUGAAAGUGGUAGGAGGUUAUCAGACAUGUUAAAGAGAUGCCAACAGGUUUUCUGUACAGUAUGAAGUGUUUUCCUUGGGAAACACUGUCUCUGAGCUCGGACUGUCACAGUGUAAACUCAUGUGAAAAGAAUUCAGUGGUCACCUUUGCUUUUCACCAAAAUGCUGUGGGUGUGCACUACCCUCUGUCUACCAUGGCCUAGUUUUUGUUGAUUUUACCUUUUCAGCAGGACUGGUUUUUCGUUCCAGAUGACUCCUGGGCCUCCUCCUGGUUGGUUUGUGCACACUUCAGUUUUGCACACUAUUGAGUUGAGCCCCAUGUCUCAACAGUGAUUUGAGAGCCUCUCACCAGAUUCGAACAUUGCUUUCAGGAUGCCACUGAGCUGGGCUCCAACUUUAAGACCCUUUUGUGCUAGGGACUGAGCCACACCACUUACACUUCCUAUCCAUCCUGAUACACAUUAGUCAGCAUAGUUUCUGCCAGCCACUGUGAUUCUGGGACUGUGUCCUGGCCCUGGAGUUGGACUUAGUCCUGUGAGAGUUCCUGUUGCUUUCAGCGCCCCUCACUCUGCCAGAAGAAAUUUGCAUGUGUUUUCUUGAAAGUUGAAUCUAAUUCUGUACUUUUUUCCGUACUGUAAAUAUGUAUUUGCCGAUUGUCUAAUGUCUAAUUUAAUGUAUCUUGUUUGUCUACGGAGCUGUCAGAGUUCCCCUUUUCCCCUUUGUUCCUUUAGUCUCACCUGCAUCAUGCCAUUGUUGUCAAUUCAUCCCUACGGAGACCCCAAGUGGGACAGUCAGGUUAGUAGGCUUUGGCUAGUCGAAGUCAAAGAAAGCGGAUGCCCAUUUGCUGCCUCUACCUCUGCCAAAAGCUGCCCAUAUGUAUUUUUUUAAGCCUUUUUUCUUUUUUAAGAUUGUUAACUACUUGGAACAGUUAUUCUCUUAGGUGUCCUUGCUGGAGAGUAGCUUGUCUGGUGGUAGGGGUAUAAAGUCACAGGAGGCGAUCUAAGUUGACACUUCUAGCUUGCCUGUGUGUUCCGUCUCUCUGCAACUUUCUCAAGUGUGUCUUCACAGGACAGCCAAGGGCCUUUCUCAUUCUGUGGCUUGAGGCUUUGGUGUCCUGAUGUCAGACUUGUUACUUAUCAUGCUUUUACGUGAGCUCUUUGCUAAACCCAAGGCUUGCCUGCACCUUACCCUCUCCUGCCAACUCUAUCUUUUCUGUAUUCGUUCUGUAUUCUUCUUUAGCACUAUGCAUUUCUCCACAGGCAAGCUAGUAUUGUUUGUUCCUGGUCCGCUGUUGGAAUCUUACAAGUGGCUCUGGAAUUCUGCCCAGUUAAAAUGUCCUUGUGACUGACAAGUAGCAAACCGUCAGCAUCCUUUAUUAUAAUAUUCUCCAUCACAGUUUGGGGACAGUCUAGAUCAGUGAUUCUCAACCUUCCCAAUGCUGUGACCCUUUAGCACAGUUCCUCAUGUUGUGGUGACUCCAGCCAUAGAAUUAUUCUGUUGCUACUUCAUUACUGUAAUUUUGCUACUGUUAUAAAUUGUAAAUAUCUUUGUUUUUUGAUGGUCUUAGGUGACUCCUGUGAAAAGGUCAUUUGACCACCCAUCCCCUAAGAGGUUGCAACCCACAGGUUGAAAACCACUAUUGUAAAGUUUCAGAUUUAGUAUAGUCAAGAGUAUGUGGUCUUGAGCGAUAGACCUCUGUCAUCAGCUCCUUUUCUGUUUUCCAGCUUGCUUAUUUGUCCAAGGAGAUUGAGAGACAGGUUAUUUCUUGCUUAGCCAGAAAAUGGGGAGUUAAUCUCUUGAGUGCUUUUGCAAUAAGAACUGGCCUCAUGUUUGUGUUAUUUCUUGAAUAGAGACUUUUACCUUGGACAUUAUUGCUACCUUAUAUACAUGAGAGUUGCCUCAAACAUUUUAGUUUUAGUGUAUGUGUGUGUGUAAACGUAUACAUACAUGCAGCCUCAGAAAACAAACAGUGGGAAUAUCUUAACAGUGAUGAAAGAUACAUUGUUUAAAUCUCAGAUCUUAGUAAAGACAUUCCUCCUUUGCUUGUAGACAUUUUCCUCUCAUGAUACAAUCAGUGGAUUUAAAAUGAAAUUACCAGUCCUGAUUUGGCAAUUCAGCUGGUAUGCCGAUGUUUCGGCACAGUGGUGAAAACCAUAAGAAAUCAAUUACCACCAAUAAAGCUUUCUAUAUACCUCAUCCCUAAACUGUAUACCCAGUGCUGAGGGUUAACUCUUGAAAAUCCGUCUGUUCUUCAUUUGUGUUUCCCCGUGAGAUUGCCACUUAAGAGACCCAGAAGUACCUCUGUGAGGUCAGACUCCCACACCUAAUGUCACCCUAAAUGAAGAUAGUUGAGGCCUGUCUGGGCAGUGAUGACAGAAAUGAGGCCUCUGUAUACUAACCACCUAAGUGUUCAUUGGCUAGCUUCUGAGUCUUAGAGUGAACCCUAAAUUUCACAGAUGCUAGAGAUGUAGGAUCCCUUGGGAGAAGGAAUGUUUUCUGGUUUGCUAUUUUGGGAUGGAAAGUAAGAAUCUGCUCCUUGUUUCUGACUCGAAGUAAUUUUUGAACAACCAAAUAAACAAUAUCAGAACAGAUACAAGGCUUUAGAGUAAUGGAAAACACUCUGAUUAGUCAGCUUCCAAGCCAGCUGUUACCCUUCUUCUCUGUGGCUUUAAGGUUCCUGACUGGUUAUAGUGUUAACCACUAAGUAACUAUGUUUCUAAGACUGUAUUAAGUUGUACCCUUCACAGUGUUGUGACAUAGAGUUGGCUUUGGGAGCAUUUGUGUGGGGAUGGAAGUCUGUCUUCCUGGGGAGGGUCCCUAAGGAAGUGGCUGGCCACCAUCAGUGUUGACAUUGGUGAACUGCUCCAGCUGAGAAGAAACAAGCCUUGAAGGGCCAGGGCCUAGCUGGUGCACAACUGACCUCGCCUCAGACCUAUAGUGGACUAUUGGCUUGUAGAAGUAGUUUACAGAGAUUAGUUUAAGUCAGGAGAAUAAUUUACCAGCCGCUGGCCUCUGAACUUAAACAUACGGUGUGUACAUACCAAUCCAGCCUAUUUCUUGGUAAAAUGCAGAACUCAGGUUGGGCAAACAUUAGCCCAACUUUACCUUAGGCUUCAUUUAUGCUGUUAUGGACCCUAACAUGAAGUCUGAGUAUUUGACUUCUUUGUUGGUGGCACUUUCUAGGUGGGCUAAACCAGGAAAGUCCACAGUGACUGGCUAACGCUGGGAAGCCAAGUCGAAAAGCAUCAGAGUGUUGUUGCCUCCUGCCUUUCUGGGAGCACAGUACACAGUGGCUCUGGGCCUUUGCAAGUGCCAUCAAGCUUAGCUGUCUUCAUACAUGAAAUUAGAGUGUGGGGGUGGUUGGCAGUGAAGGUUUUCACAUUUAAAGGGAUAUAAAACAAUACUCAACUGGAAUAUUCAUUUAGCUCAGAAAAUCUCAAUACAUGGUAAGACACUAUAUAACCGGUGGGAGCAGGAGACUUGGGAAGUCUUGUCUGAAAGUGGGUUUCAGGAGUGAAGUCUUACACUACCACUAAAUGUACUUGGUCUCAGUUAACUAACCUUAAGGUAUUUCCAGGUUUCUAGCUGUUUAGCCAGUUUGGAGGAAGUAGCCUUUAGCAAGAGAGCUAAAAGUCCAAUGUCCUUAAGGAGCCUUAUGUACUCGGGAAUUCUUUCCUCUGUACAUGUUAAGGAAAGGUGUCCAGAUCCCUGCCGUGCCUGGGACAAGUGUCCUGCAUGUGCAGUGCUAACCAAAGUGAGUGCUGGGGGUCCUGGGAAGAACUGUCCUCCUUAGGUGUCCUCAGGACUUUUUCUCACAUUAAUGUCAUAGCUGAUAGCUAUGUUGGGUUGGCUGGUGGCUGUCUACACUUUCAGGACUCAACCUAUAUGUUCUAUAAUUAUUCAUUUCUAUGGACACAGCCUAAAAUUUACGAUAACACAAGGAGCAAAUGGAGUUGAGUAUAUAACGAAAAGAGGCAACGAGAUGGUGAUGGAUCUGUGUAGGCAUGAGUACAUUUUGUGUCCUUAGGAGUCUUUCCAACAGAAACAGUAUGAAAUUAUAAAUGUCUUCCUUCUCUUAUAAGGGUCUUCGAUGCUUUGGUCUCUAUUUCCCAGUCUGUCCUACUCAAGAAGCCAGAAUACGAUACUGUGUUUCUUUUUGGUGGAUACGGUCUUAAAAUGACUUAAUGUGUCAUCCAGAAGCAGCAGGUAAAGGAAUCGGUGUCCCGGUAGAGUUGGAACCAUUUGCUCUCGUCUCAUGUGCUACUCUCAAGGUGCUUUCCAGCUGGAUUGAGCUCAGGAGCCAAGGGUUUUUCUAAGACGCCGUGGACUUGAUAGUGCCGUUUGGUAGAUAUAAACCCUGUUCCUGCGCUCUGGUGGUCCUCAGUGGCUGAUCCGUGCACUGUGAUGGAGAUACCAAGUGUGUUAUCUGUAAGCCUUCUCUCAGUGACUGCCAGUCAGUGGUGUGCGUGCGUGUGUGCGUGCGUGUGUGUGUGUGUGUGUGUGUGUUAAUUAAACAAGGAGCUGAGGCUUUAUUACAGCUGGUUUCCAGUUAAAAUUGUGAAAUACUUAUUUCUUGUCCACAACCAAAUAUUUCAGUCUAUUUAAUGUAUUAAAGAAAUAGUUCUGCUUAAGAAAAUGUUGCUUAAAUGUCCUGUGAUUUCUGGUGCAUUUUUAUACAGAUCUGUGUGCGUCUGUGUGCAUUCACUUUCUGCCUUUGCUCUCUGUGUGAACAGUCCUGUCGCCCUCAGAAGGUGGACACUAUUCCUAGCAUUAAAAAGAAACAUUUGAGUCACUUA
Messenger RNA from Rattus norvegicus (Norway rat), 9031 nucleotides. It is a transcript of the gene Smad2, whose product is annotated as SMAD family member 2. The record is from RefSeq and is a predicted model, not a curated record. Gene Ontology annotation, cellular component: nucleus; cytoplasm; transcription regulator complex. Gene Ontology annotation, biological process: regulation of DNA-templated transcription. NCBI's taxonomy places the organism in Eukaryota, Metazoa, Chordata, Mammalia, Rodentia, Muridae.